AUGGGUUGUGAUCGCCCUUCGCGCGGCGCGACCGAGUCGUUCCACGAACAUCCGGCCUCGACCUUUAUGCGCCGUGGCAUCCGAGCUCUCAUCCUCACGGUCGCCAUCGUCUUAACUGUCACAGCCCCAACCGCGCUAAGCGAAAGCAGGAGCGCCAGCAGAGGCAGCAGAGACAGCAGAGACAGCAGUAAGAGUAGCGAGAGCAGCGACCUAGAUGUUUCUCAAACGCGUCUCGGGGAACGUGAAUUCGAGCACAAAGGCGGUCCAGGAAGUAGAUUACAAGACGUUGGUGCUGACGGUAGUGGUCUUGAGCUUUUUAUCCACGAAGGUAAUGCUAACCAUGAAUCAGACGACGAUUUGGAUCAGCAGUUUGGGUAUCGUGAGGGGGAUGCUGGUGGGAGUGAUUAUAAUGAGGAUGAUGGUGUUCAUGGUGAAAAUGAUGACCAGGACAAUAACGAGGAUAAUGAUGAUAGUGUGGAUAGUGAUAUUGAUGAUGGGUUUGUUGAGGAUGGAAUGGAGCAUGAAUCUGAGGAGGAUGGAGAGUUUGAAGAGCAUGAAAACGAGUCUCCUUUAGACGAGGACGUUGAAAUGGAGGGCUGGGAUGACAACGAAUUUGACGUAGAUGAUGACGUGGUUGGCGCUGACGUGGAAUAUGACGCCGGUGACAUGGAAGUUUGGGGUCCUAGCCAUUUCCUCCCCCGCCUUCUACUCCUGCGCGCCCCCCUUCCCCCCGCUCCCCCGCGCCUCCCCCUGGGCAUCCUAGCUUCCGCCACCACCCCCGCUGGCUCCCCCCUCGCCUCCAUCCCCUUCCCCCUCUGGCUCUCCAGGCUCCACGGGGGGUGGGAUUUCCCCCACAACCGCCCCUCCCCUCCCCCUCCCCCUCCUUACAAGAACGCUGGGGACGAUGUGACUGUAGCCGCGUGGCUGUUAAGAGAGUGGAGGAAGGGUAAAGACUCUUUUUAUUCCCCUUGGAUCAAUCUCCUGCCGGGGUAUGUGCCGCUGCCGGUUUUCUGGGAUGAGGCGACGCUGGGGGAGUUAGAUAGUGGGGAGGCGAUAGAGAGAGUAGAGGAGGCGAUCAGGUAUGUUGAGGAGGCGUUUUCUCUUUGUUCUGAUGAGAGUGUUGCGGGUGCUUCUACGGAUGAGUUCAAAUGGGCGGUCGCGAUUGUGUGGUCGCGAUCCGUGCCGAUCUCAGCCGUUGACUGGCAGGUGCGGUUGGGUACAUGCAGGUGCUUACAGGUUCAGGAGGGUGAGCAACCUUUCCCGAAUCUCUUCAACCACGAGUUCUACUACACGGCAGACUGGCAGCCCACCAUCCACUCCUCCACGGCUGACAUCAACAUCUUUGCUGCUGACGUCAUCUCUCCUGGCCAGCCAAUCAGCGUGGGCUAUGGCUCCAUGGACACUGCCCAGUUCCUGCUGCUUGAUACUGAAUCGGACUAUAUCGAGAGAUACCCGUGGCUGACUGGUUCGUUCGACCGAGACUCAGCCGCAGCUUCGGUAACCGCCGCAAUAGCUGCCGCGGAGGCUCGGCAGGCGGACUACACAGCCGAGCACGACUUGGAUCGGCAGCUGCUAGGCAUGGCAGCAGGGGCAGUGGCAGGUUCGGAAGCACUGGCGAUAGGCAGGGAGGGGUAUGUGGAUGCACGGCUGCUAGCCGCUCUCGCUGCGAUCGGCAUGCCGUCACAUGGUGAGUGA
Messenger RNA from Closterium sp. Yama58-4, 1695 nucleotides. The record is from the annotation of a GenBank genome assembly. NCBI's taxonomy places the organism in Eukaryota, Viridiplantae, Streptophyta, Zygnematophyceae, Desmidiales, Closteriaceae.